Molecule: messenger RNA, 3443 nt
Organism: Contarinia nasturtii (swede midge)
Lineage: Eukaryota; Metazoa; Arthropoda; Insecta; Diptera; Cecidomyiidae
Gene: C15
Product: T-cell leukemia homeobox protein 3
Exons: 5
Coding region: 1270-2187 (305 amino acids)
Biological process (GO): regulation of transcription by RNA polymerase II; animal organ development
Cellular component (GO): nucleus
Molecular function (GO): DNA-binding transcription factor activity, RNA polymerase II-specific; RNA polymerase II cis-regulatory region sequence-specific DNA binding
Source: RefSeq, a predicted model, not a curated record
UAUCAGUUGUGUACUUGAAAUUUUGUGCAAACGACUUUUUUCGGUCUUUCAUUUUUUUUUUUGCUUAUUUUGUGGGAUAUUAUUUAUCUCAUACCGAGUUUCCAUAUCCGAAUUAUUUACAUUUUAAAGUGAAAUGAGCAAUAUGUUUCAUUUAUUAAAAAUAUCCAUGUAAAAAAAAGAAACAUUUAAAUUUGAAUAUUGAAUGCAACACAUUAGAACGAACGCGGCAACAAAUAAAGAAAAAAAAAGAAGACGAUAAUGAUGAUAAACUUAAACAACUGUAUAAUAUUUUUAAAGUGAUUGACUUAAGGAGUUAAAUAGCUGUCGUGUAAUUUGAGUGCUUCACAUCACACAUUGUGAUUCUCAUAAAAACGAAACAGUCGAAUUUUGAACGAUUUAAACCAGAAACUGAUUUAGUAGAAGAAAUCAAAACAAAUAAAAAAAAUUGUACAAAAAAAAGAACGAAAGGCAAACAGUUUAAAGCUACUUUGGCCGAAUCAUUGCUUAUCAAUUGGUCGGAUCGGUUCUGUUAAAAGCUGACGUUAAAUGGGCUCGUGUGUAUUCGUUUGGUAGUGUAUAUGAUGAAAUGAGCAACACGGCUAGAAUAGCCGAUAGACUUUUCUAAAACGGUUUUUUAUUAAAGUGAUUUCUUUUUUCCCCUCUCUUUGAUUAUACACGUCACAUCACCACUGUUUGUUGUUUGCUGUUAGAGUCACAGAUAGUGCAUGUUUCGUUUAGUUUUUUUUUUCGAUUCUACAUCCAAUAAAAUACCUGUCCGAUACGGGCACUUGGACAUCAGACUGCUUGUUGAUUUGUGUCAUUGGAAUGUGUGUUCCAACACACAUUACUUCAUAUUGAAAUAACAAAUAAAUUACAAAUUGACAAAUAACAAAGUGAUGAUUCAUCGGGUCACAACAGCGUCAACAUUAAUCGUAUCCUCAAAUCAAUGGUUAACACAUAAACAUUUAAUUGUGGUGCAGUGAUUACUUCGGACGAAGCAAAAAAAAAAAAAAAAAAAAAACACAGACACAAAACAAGAAAGAGACAAACACAUAUCAAUAACAGUUGAUGUGAUGAAUUUUUAAGCCCAAACACGAAAGACAACAAAAACUACCGCCCGUGUGCAAUCAAAAACUGACAUUAAACAUCAUUGAGUGCUUGUGAUACAAUUUUGCAUUAUCCUGUUGAAUAUAACGUAAUAAAAGUACAGAAUAAAAAUAAAAUUGUUGUGUUUUGCGCGCUGUUGAUAUAGAUUUAUACAAAUUCCAAAUGAAAAUGUCGACACAUGAAGAUGAUGAUCAGGAUCAAGAUCAGGAGAUCAAUGUUGAUUCCGAUUCACGGUUGUCAUGCGGCAGUGGAUCGGAUAUCGAUAUGGAUGGCACUGGCAGUUGUUAUGAUUCGGAAACGGCAUUAGGCGAUUCAAUUCAAUCGGAACAGACGAGAUCAUCAAGCGAGAAUUUGCCAUUCAGUAUAUCACGUUUAUUGUCAAAACCAUAUGAAAAUAACAACAAGAGUCCAACAUCCGAUAAAGAUGCGAAUGCCAUUUUGUUGGAUGCUGAACAUGCAAAAUUUACGUCACAUUUAGCAAAUGCCGGUAUACCUUAUUCAACCGCCAGUGCAUUAUAUUCGUCGUAUAGCCCAUUUUAUAGUCCUGGUCAAGUAUUACGUGUGCCACCGCAGCGAACACCAUUAACGUGGGCACUCCCGCCACUACAUCCUGCUGCAUUAGCCCAUCAAGCUGUCAAAGAUAGAUUAGCAGCUUUUCCAAUAGCCAGACGGAUAGGACAUCCAUAUCAAAAUCGAACUCCACCAAAGAGAAAAAAACCCAGAACUUCAUUCACUCGAAUUCAAGUUGCCGAAUUAGAAAAGCGUUUUCAUAAGCAAAAAUAUUUGGCGUCGGCUGAACGGGCCGCAUUGGCUCGUGGCCUCAAAAUGACUGAUGCUCAAGUCAAAACUUGGUUUCAAAAUCGUCGCACUAAAUGGAGACGUCAAACGGCUGAAGAACGGGAAGCUGAACGUCAAGCGGCAAAUCGUUUAAUGUUAUCAUUGCAAGCGGAAGCAUUGAGCAAAGGAUUUGGACCACCUCCAACAACACAGUCGGCACAAACAUCAACACCUCUUGCGCCUCCGUUGGCCGGACUACAAUCGUUACAACCAUGGGCCGAAGCACAUCCCGCCGGCUGCUGAAGAAACACUGCAUCAUUUAAUGCAACGAUUAUUCAAAUUUGAAUGGCUGAAACGGGAAAUACAUGAGUAAAAUUAAAAUAUCAGAAGUGUACUCCUUUCAAACCGAAAGAUAGAAAAUUAUAAAACCAUUAAUAUUUUUCACAUUUCUUGUGGACGACCGUUGAAUUCAAAACAAAAAAUUGCCGAGAAAAAAAUGAAGGUGUGAUAAAAAUCAAACUAAUUUAUGCACAAAUUAAUCACAAAAAAAAAUGAAUGAAUCCAAAUAAAUUAAGUUAUGCAGAACAAAUUAAAAUGUGGCUGCGAAAACAUUUUCAAAAUAUGACCCAGUAUUUUUGUCGAUUUUUUAAGCAAGUGAAGGUUUAUAAUAAAUUAAUAUGGUGAAUUUUUCACUCUCUCUCUCUCUCAUAACAUUGCUAUGCAAUGCCAUAACCGUUCAACUCGAGUUCUUUGGACAAAAAAAACUGUUUCUAUCGAUUUUUUUUGGGUUUAUCGACGGUUGAAAGUGUCAUUUAGCAAAGAAUGUGACGAGAAAUGAUGUUAAGCAAAUCAUAAAAUUAAAGUAAUGUACUAUUUAGCGAUUCAUCGGUUUUAACGUCAAUUUUAAAAUCCAUGUCUCAUUUUAUUUUUGUGGCAACCAAAAAAAAAUAUUUCAAUAAAAGUUACUGCGACAAUUUUGUAAAUAAUAAUCACUGCAAUGAAUCACUAUACUUUUUCACGGUAUUAAUAAAAACACGGGAAUACCACCAAGGGAUAUUUCAGCUCAGAUGAAUCAAUGGUAUGGAUUUGGACAUCAGUACUAAAGUAGAUCGUCAUGGAUUCAUUCAAACUGAUAGAUUUAUCUGGUGGUAUUCUUUGAUUUAAAAAAAAAACCACAAAAAUUCUCAAAUUUUAUAUAACAUUAAUGGAAUAAUAGUGUGAAGCUUUUGCAACGGAAACUGGCUUUUUUCUAAAUUCACGAAUGAAAUGAAUUUCUCUUUAAAUGUAAGUCCGAAAGUGUGUGGAGAGAUAAAUACAUAAUUUCAAAGAUAAAAUCAUUGUAAUCAUGGUACGAAUGACGUUGUUUUUUGGUUAAGCGCCAAAAUUUGAUAAUUGUUAUCUCUAAAUGUGCUUUGGCAAAUGCUAAAUUCUAUUUUUCACGACUUUAUUUGAAAGUCAACGAAAUUUAAUUAAUAGGAAUGCAACUGUUGCUAUUCCUAAAUUAACGACAUAGCUCAUCUAAUUUUAAUGCAACAAUUUAAAAAAACAAAACGCAAAUU